CCCUCUUCGUUUUCCUCUCCCAUCUCAACACCGAACCAAGAGAGAGAGAGAACGAGAGAGGAUGGAAGAUGGCAAUAGCAACAGCGGAAGCAAGAGCAGCAGCAGUAACAAGCCAAACAUGACCCAACAUCUCCUUCUCCAACAACAUCAUCAGCAGCAGCAGCAGCUCCGUCUCCUCCAGCAAUACCAGCAGCAGCAGCAGCAGCAGCAGCAGCAACAGCAACAGCAACAACAGUCUCAGCCUUCGCAGCAGCAGCAGAUCAACUUGCAUUCGCUGCAGCAGCAGCAGCAGGCGAUGUCGCGGUUCCCAUCCAACAUUGAUGCCCACCUCCGUGCGCCGGGUCUCCGAUCCUUCCAAUUUCAGCAGCCUUCUCAGCCGCAGCCACAACAACAGUCUCAAUCUCCACAGCAGCAACAGCAGCAACAGCAGCAGCAACAGCAGCAGCAGAGGGUGGUGAGGCCGGUUGGAAAUCCCGCGGAGUUGGAGAUGGCGCACCAGGACGCGCUUAAGGUCUGCAAUCCGGAUUUCAAGAGGCCGUUCUUGUCGCUCGAGGAUGCUGUGCUGCGGCUAUUGCCUUAUCAUGUAGUUUCCGAUUUUGAGGCUGAGGAAGAUGACAGGAUCCUUGACAGUGACACCACUGGCCAGCUGCCCUCCCGCUUGCAACAAUGGGACCAUAACAUUCUUUCGAAGAUUGCAGAAUUCACCACUACCUUUGAGAAGCAAGUCCUUGCGUUCAACAUCAUGUCACGCAAGAGAGCCAUGGGGGAAUUUAGGUCAGAAGAGAGGCUUUUGAUAGAGCAGGCCCUCCUGCAAGAGGAAAAGCAAGCUCUGCUAGAAUUACGGGCUGAGAUGGAGUCCUUUGAGAAGGCAGGUCGGGAGGCAGCUGAGGUCAAGAUGAGGAUGGCAAUGGCUCAUGCCGAGCAGGCCCGAGCUGAGGCUCAAGCGCAUGCUGAGUUGAUGGCUCGGGCACCCAUGAGAGCUAGUGCUAUGGGAUCCCAUGCAGAUGAUGGCGCAGGCCAGGAUACAGGACAGGAACAAGGGAAUAAUGGCGAAGAAAUGAUUCAUGGAUGGGGAAAUACUCAGAAAGAUGAGGACGAUCCAUCAGACGAUUUCCUUAACGAUGAGAAUGAGCCUGACAAUGGGGAGGCACAGGAUGAAUGGAGGGAAGCAAGGUCGCUCGAUUUGAACAGCCGAUGAUGCGUCCUUGUUUGCCUGCUGAUUUUGUAACGCAAAUGACAAAAGAAUCCAAUGUGUUUCUUACAUUCAAACUGAUAGAUUCAAAAUUUUCUUCGCUCAAAUUCAAUGUUCUGUAUUAAACAGGGAUGCUAGGUGGUAUUUUGGUGUAGGAGAAUUUGGAUGGGAAUGAAAAAAAUGAAAAUGCAAACUGAAAUCAAAAUGGAAGGAAAUUGAUGAUUAUUAAUAUAAUUUUUGGAUGGUUAA
Dioscorea cayenensis subsp. rotundata (Guinea yam) is the source of this 1441-nucleotide messenger RNA. Its product is annotated as mastermind-like protein 2. Gene Ontology annotation, biological process: positive regulation of DNA-templated transcription. The coding region runs from base 62 to 1198 and encodes 378 amino acids. NCBI's taxonomy places the organism in Eukaryota, Viridiplantae, Streptophyta, Magnoliopsida, Dioscoreales, Dioscoreaceae. The record is from RefSeq and is a predicted model, not a curated record. Gene Ontology annotation, cellular component: SWI/SNF complex. The transcript has 2 exons.